This is a messenger RNA of Fusarium vanettenii 77-13-4, 1455 nucleotides long. RefSeq lists its product as uncharacterized. The record is from RefSeq and is a predicted model, not a curated record. The coding region runs from base 1 to 1455 and encodes 484 amino acids. Lineage: Eukaryota; Fungi; Ascomycota; Sordariomycetes; Hypocreales; Nectriaceae. Gene Ontology annotation, biological process: carotene catabolic process. Gene Ontology annotation, molecular function: carotenoid dioxygenase activity. The transcript has 5 exons.
AUGGCCGCCGCAGAGAUUGGUUACAACAAGUUCUUUGUAACUGAGAAAGAUCUCAAGUAUGUGCCUCCAUACCUUGGAAAUACUCCCGAGACUACGAAAGAAGUCAAAUGCUCAAUCGUUGGUGAAUGGCCGGAAUGGCUAGAUGGCACACUGAUCAGAAUGGGAAGCGGCCGUUUCACAGUCCCUUUGUCAGAGGACGGUUCCAAGCCCAAUGCUGUACUUCAGCACUUUUUCGACGGGCUCGCCAUCUUGCACAAGUUUAGGAUGAGCAAGGGACAACAAUCGUUGUAUCUCCCCCAGGGACACCUUCUCCCGGACGAGGUGAAUGUCAACGUUGUUCCCAGGAGGGGAAUGCACAUUCCCAAUGGUCAGAAUCCUCACGACAUAGGAAGCCCGGCUCAAACCCCCGAGAAGGAGGAAGUUCUUGUUCAUACUGACUUCAACGUGCUGCAAGUAUGCGACGCCAAGACACUGAAGCCCAAGAGAUUGCUCACCUACGCUCAAAUCAACCCUGAGCUGGCUGGCUACGGUAUCUGUGCCCACCCUUGCAAGGACCGUAAAAGAGGCAUGACGUUCAACUACAUCAUUGACCCAGUAACGAAUAUCUUGUCGAUUUUUGCCCUCGACUAUCGAUCCAACCCGGCUUCUUUGCUUUGGAAGACGCCUCUUCCUUGUGAACCUUGCUAUAUCCACUCACUGGCUAUGACUGACAAGUUUGUCGUCUUCAUUCGUCACAUAAUGUUGCCACCUACCAUUCCGCCGACGGAUUCGUGUUCUUUCACUCCGUCAAUGCGUAUGACUGUGGAUGAGAAAUCCGGAGAAACAAACAUUCACGUAGAUGUUUGCAGUUACUCGGGAAACUACAUCCCUUUUCGCGAGUACAGCUUGAGCAACGUUCUUGACCCUGCACGCCCUUACCAGAACGGCACUCUUGUUCGGUACGAGCUCGAAGCCGUCAACUUGGCAAACAUUGAAAAGCCUGGCCGCGUUAUUGUGGCAGCUGCCAUCCCUGGCGUCGCAUCCGAGCUGCCCCGGAUCUCCAAGAGAGUGUCCAUGCAGCCCGGUUAUCGCUACGUCUAUUCCACAGCUGGCAAUGGCGGCCCGUCUCCAGGAACCUCUGUCACUAUUGGAAGGCUUGGGAACGGCUUGAAGCUUGUCCAGGGUGCCUUCUUUGGUAGCCUGGCCAAAUUUGACUGGCAGACUGGAACUUACAAGCGCUGGCAACCCCCCAACGGUGACAGUUGUCCAUCUGAGCCUAUCUUCAUCGGGAGACCUGGUUCUACUGAGGAAGAUGAUGGCGUUGUCCUGACCAUCGUGAUCAACAAAGAAGGAACACGCAGUUUCCUAGUUGCUCUCGAUGGACGCUCGUUCACUGAGAUUUCCCGGGCUAAUAUGCCUCAGGUCUAUAGUCUGGGCCCGCAUGGGACGUUCAUUGAGGGGACUUUUGGCGAGUGA